This is a messenger RNA of Prunus avium (sweet cherry), 1385 nucleotides long. RefSeq names its product root hair specific 19 (gene RHS19). Gene Ontology annotation, biological process: hydrogen peroxide catabolic process; response to oxidative stress. Gene Ontology annotation, molecular function: peroxidase activity; heme binding. The record is from RefSeq and is a predicted model, not a curated record. NCBI's taxonomy places the organism in Eukaryota, Viridiplantae, Streptophyta, Magnoliopsida, Rosales, Rosaceae.
AGCCAUCAUCUAGUUCUUUUUAUAUAUAUUUCUCCAGCCAACCACACCAUUCAAUCUCAGUCUCUCAUUCAAAUUAUAUAAAGUCCUCUGCUUCUUCUCUUCCCCUGUGUCCUGCUAAAUUCAAUUUUUGCUCACAUGGGUAAGCUCAAUCCUAUACUUGUUUGGUCGCUUUGCCUCAGUUUGUGCCUCUUUCUCUGUCCCACAUCGGCGCAGCUAAAAACAAACUUCUAUGCCAACGUCUGCCCCAAUGUCGAAAACAUUGUAAAAAAUAUUGUCACUCAGAAAUUUCAACAAACAUUUGUCACAGUCCCAGCAACCAUCCGUCUCUUUUUCCAUGAUUGCUUUGUCCAGGGUUGUGAUGCUUCGGUUAUAGUUGCUUCCACUGGAAACAACAAAGCAGAGAAGGAUCAUCCGGAUAAUCUGUCAUUAGCUGGAGAUGGUUUUGAUACAGUGAUCAAAGCCAAAGCAGCAGUUGAUGCAGUUCCUCAGUGCAAAAACAAAGUCUCAUGUGCUGAUAUUCUUGCUUUGGCCACCAGAGAUGUCAUUGUUCUGUCUGGUGGACCUUCGUAUGCUGUUGAGUUGGGGAGAUUGGACGGACUAAUUUCAAGUUCUAAAAAUGUUGAUGGGAAGCUCCCCCAGCCAACCUUCAAUUUGAACCAGCUCAAUUCCAUGUUUGCUUCCCAUGGGUUGUCCCAGGCUGACAUGGUUGCUCUUUCAGCGGCGCACACCGUUGGAUUCUCUCAUUGCAACAAGUUUUCCAAUCGGAUUUACAGCUUCAGUCCCGGGAACCCAGUGGACCCCAGUCUGAACAAAGCAUAUGCAACUCAACUCCAACAGAUGUGUCCAAAAAAUGUGGACCCCGACAUAGCCAUCAACAUGGACCCAAACACGCCCAGAACCUUUGACAACGUCUAUUUCAAGAAUCUUGAACUUGGGCAAGGCCUUUUUACCUCAGACCAGGUCCUUUUCACGGAUGCAAGGUCUCAGCCCACGGUAAAAACCUGGGCCAAAGACAACGCUGCUUUUCAACAGGCUUUUACCACCGCGAUGACCAAGCUGGGCCGGGUCGGAGUCAAGACAGGCAAAAACGGAAAUAUUCGUAGCGAUUGUAGUGUUUUUAACUGAGAAGGAAAUUUUUGGGUUAAAAAAAUAUAUAUAUAUAUAUUUGAAGGUAAAACUGAAUGUUGACUAAAUUCAUUUGACAUUUUACUCCUUUCUUUUUCCUUCUUUCUUUUAUCAUUUGAAGGUAAAACUAUCACUGGUUUGUUAUUAGAGUCGUGCAAUUAUUAGAAAUCAAUUUGUUCACAUGAAGGCCACAAUAAUUUCCAGAUUCUCGUUAUAAAUUAAUUUGCAGAAAAAAAGACUUUUGACUGUGUCUUGCAUUA